AUGGCACACCCCUACUACCCUGUCCGACAAGACAUCGGAGGGUACAUAGCCAACGCGAGCAGCACCCUCAAUUUACUAUCAAUCUUCGUUGCAGGAUUGGCCAUGUCUGCAUUUAUUUUGACAAUAAGACUGUAUCCUAGGACAUCAUUCGGUGAUUUAUGGACCAUUGUAUGGUUUGCGUUAUGUGAAAAAUACCACUUCAUCCCUGGCGGCUGCGUUCACCUUUUCUUCGAAGGUUAUUUUGCAUACAACUUUAGACGCAUGCCUGCUAUGACGGAUGUUUUUGGACAGCUGUGGAAAGAGUACUCACUGUCGGACUCUCGUUAUCAAACGCAAAGUGCCUUCGUGCUGUGCAUGGAGAGCGUGACUGCCUUUAUCUGGGGUCCUUUGUCAUUUGCAAUGGUGUUUCGGAUAAUUCGAGAUCACCCUUUGCGCCAUGCAGUGCAACUAAUUUUUUCGCUUGGACAACUAUAUGGUGUUAUCCUAUACUAUGCGACGAGUCUUUUCGACCAUUACGUACUUGAUAUCGCAAACUCCAGGCCAGAAUCUCAGAGAUUCUGGGGAUAUUUUAUCCUCUGCAAUGGUUUCUGGGUCAUAGUCCCUUCAAGUAAGCUCUGA
Penicillium odoratum is the source of this 618-nucleotide messenger RNA. Its product is annotated as EXPERA domain-containing protein. Bases 1 to 618 code for a protein of 205 amino acids. The transcript is spliced from 3 exons. Lineage: Eukaryota; Fungi; Ascomycota; Eurotiomycetes; Eurotiales; Aspergillaceae. The record is from RefSeq and is a predicted model, not a curated record. Gene Ontology annotation, cellular component: membrane; endoplasmic reticulum. Gene Ontology annotation, molecular function: cholestenol delta-isomerase activity; steroid Delta-isomerase activity; C-8 sterol isomerase activity. Gene Ontology annotation, biological process: sterol biosynthetic process.